CUCCAAAUUUAAACCUCCUUUCUCUCCUUCCUUCCUCCAAAAACUUGUUCCAAAUUCAACUCCCACUUAGGAUCACCAUGGUCAACUUGGUCGCAGCUCAACGCCCACUCUUACAUGCCCUUAUGAAGAUGGCCGGUGUCAUACCUUACUCCGUCGACAUCGAGCCCGGCACCAUCAUGAACUUCUGGGUCCCUAUCGACACUCUCCCUAAAACCAAAAAAGACCAACCGCCUAAAACUCCACAAAAACCAACCAAGCCUGUUGUUAUCUUGAUUCAUGGUUUUGCAGCCGAAGGUAUUGUCACUUGGCAAUUUCAGGUGGGAGCUCUUUCAAAGCAAUACUCCGUUUACGUGCCCGACCUUCUAUUUUUUGGCGACUCCAUCACCGAUAAAACCGAGCGGUCACCGGCGUUCCAAGCGCAGUGUUUGGCUAUAGGGCUGAGGAAGCUCGGAAUUGAGAGAUGCUCGGUGGUCGGGUUUAGUUACGGCGGGAUGGUGGCGUUCAAAUUGGUGGAGCUCCAGCCUGAACUGGUGGAUGCGAUGGUGGUUUCUGGCUCCAUUUUGGCAAUGACAGAUUCAAUCAGCGAUGACACCCUGCAAAGAUUAGGGUUUAAGUCCUCGUCGGAUCUCUUACUUCCGACAUCUGUGAAGGGUCUAAAAGCUCUUCUCUCCGUCGCUGCUCAUAGAAAACUCUGGUUUCCCGAUCGACUCCAUAAAGACUUCCUGGAGGUGAUGUUCAAUAACAGGAAAGAUAGAGCAGAGCUCCUUCAAGGCUUAAUUAUCAGUAACAAAGACACCACAGUGCCUAAGUUUACUCAGAAGAUACAUCUUUUAUGGGGUGAAAACGAUCAGAUUUUCAACGUUGAGCUCGCCAGAAAACUACAACAAGAAUUAGGAGACAACGCAACAUUUAGAGGCAUACCGAAAGCGGGUCACUUGGUUCACUUGGAACGACCUUGCGUCUACAAUAGAUGUCUCAAGCAAUUCCUUGCUACUCUGCAUUCAGAUGCACAAACCAAAUGAGUUGCCAAAUUCGCUAUUUAUUUAAAUACUACUGUUUUUCCAUUUUUUUUCCUAAUUAAACAAAUUAAAAUUCACAUUUGAGUGUUUGAUUGAUCAAACAAUAGCACUUUUUUUCUGUAUAGUGAAUGAUUUUACCAACCCUUAUC
Molecule: messenger RNA, 1168 nt
Organism: Cucumis melo (muskmelon)
Lineage: Eukaryota; Viridiplantae; Streptophyta; Magnoliopsida; Cucurbitales; Cucurbitaceae
Exons: 5
Coding region: 78-1022 (314 amino acids)
Source: RefSeq, a predicted model, not a curated record